Aphanomyces invadans is the source of this 3736-nucleotide messenger RNA. Its product is annotated as CAMK/CAMK1 protein kinase. Lineage: Eukaryota; Oomycota; Saprolegniomycetes; Saprolegniales; Verrucalvaceae. Gene Ontology annotation, molecular function: calcium ion binding; protein kinase activity; ATP binding. Bases 5 to 1570 code for a protein of 521 amino acids. The transcript is spliced from 10 exons. The record is from RefSeq and is a predicted model, not a curated record. Gene Ontology annotation, biological process: protein phosphorylation.
CGAGAUGCGAAGCGGUUGGCGACGGGUGCUGACGGCCAUUCCACUGCUUGCCGCGACUUCGCCAUGGAACACAGCAUGGAGUGAAGCGCAUACUCCAAAGCCGCGACAACGAACAAAGUCUAUCUCAGACAAGUACGAGGUUGGCAAGGUCAUCGGGUCCGGAGGGUUUGCCGUCGUCAAGUUAGCUAAAGACAGAACCACGGGCGUGGAAGUCGCAGCAAAGUUUUUCGACAUGAAGACUGCGUCGACAGCAGAGAUUGAAGCUGAGAUCGACAUGUUGAGGUGGAUCGGUACACAUGCCAACAUCGUGUCCCUGCGAGACGUUGUUUACGAACCCACAGAUAUUAUCAUGAUCAUGGAUCUCGUCCGUGGUGGCGAACUCUUCGACUACAUCGUGAGCCAGGGCUCUAUCACCGAAGCCGACGCAAGCCGCAUGCUUCGCGAAGUCUGCCUCGCCCUCCAGCAUCUGCAUCAACGUGGUGUAUGCCACCGUGACCUCAAACCUGAGAACCUUCUCUUGACCGAAGUCUCGCCAGACGCAGAUAUCAAGAUCGCAGAUUUUGGCCAAAGUUUGCGCCUUCCCGCUGGAUCGAAGUUGACAGAGUCGCCUGCCGGGGGCACCAUUGUGUAUUGGGCCCCGGAAAUUAUCAAGCGGGCGCCACAAGACUGCGCCGUCGACAUGUGGGCGUUUGGGGUGCUGCUGUACAUUACCCUCACUGGUAUCCACCCGUUCGACCCGAAAGGCAAUUUUUCCGACGCCCAAAUCAUUAGCCUGGCGGUGCGUGGGGCAUAUGACAUGUCCAACUCGUGGUAUAAUAGCCUGAGCGAUGAGGCGAAAGACCUGCUGUCGCAUUUGCUGACGGUGGAUCCGGAGAAGCGAUUUACGGCUGCGGACGCGCUCUCGCACCCGUGGAUGAACCCUCGCUUUCGGCGGCGGUUGAGUCGUCGGUACCGCGAUGGUCUGUCCGGGCGGCUGCAAGCGUACCGUCGUCUGCAGCAACUGCGGGCCAACAUUGUGACGGUCUUGCUGUCCCAAAAACUGCACAAAUCACCGUCUGGCAAGCACGUGGUCGCGCCUCACACAACGGACCUCGAGACACUCAACCAAGACGUAUACAAGGAAGUUUUCGCGUUGUUUGACGAAGACCAGAGCGGCGCAAUAUCCAAGCACGAGCUCGCGAACGUGUUGAGAGCGUUGGGGCAGCAAUACACCCCGGCUGAGAUAGACGACAUCAUGAAAGCUGCCGACGUGGACGGUGAUGGAGGGAUUUCUCUGACAGAGUUUACGACCCUGGUCAAUUCCAGUUUGAUCCAAGUUGAGCAGUGGAACGACGCCGAUCUGCACGCGGCGUUCGAGAUAUUUGAUGUAAACCACGAUGGAUUUAUCUCCGCGGACGAACUCGCGUACGUGAUGAACGUGUUGGACAAGACUCCGAUCUCGCCCGCGGAACUCCACGACUUGAUUCAGUCGAUCGACGAAAACGGCGACGGCAAAAUCGACUACAAGGAAUUCUCAACCCUUAUGCAAGCGUGGCUCGUCGAAGGCCGGGGACAGACCAAAGGCAAAUAGCCUAGGAUGGCAGUAAAGGAUGGAAAUAUUCCUUGAGUGCAAAUUCAAGCCUUGGAAGAUUGUGCGGUUGGUCCACGUGAAUGGCUCAAAAAAUUCAAAGCAGUGCCGCAGGGCUUCACUGUCACCAAAAAAGCAAGGACGAAGCGGCCUGCACAUCACAUUCGUCAUUGAAAGAAGCAUUUCACACUCUGACUUACACGGAUGCAGACUCGAGUAAUAUCUACUUCAUCUCGAUGGGCUAGCUAGCAGCAGCCACACAUUUCACCGAGCGGUCCACUGCCGUCUGGCUUAACGCGGACGACAAAUCGGAGGGCGUGCUCCGUCUGGACGGCGUGGAGGAGUGGAUGUCCCGGAUAAAACACUUCCUUGCUCUCGGCGCGCGGCAUGCGGUGGUCGGGGACAGCCACAUGAACCUGAAAGGCCGGGUGGAUUGAGUGGAAUGAGACUUGGUACACCUGGGACGACGUCUUUCCCCCAGUGAGCUGAAACACAAGGCGGUGGCCUGCCACUUCGUCGUUUGUCUUGUCCGGGAUUAGAAACACACGAAAUCGCAAUAUGUCCGUGGUGUCUUCGUCAAAUUCGUCGUCGGCGACCACGUCGUACUCGACUUUGACCAGAGCCGAACUCGUUUGAAUCGGCUCCGGUGCGCCAAAAAACGUCGAGACCGUCUCUGGGCGCCACGUAAAAUCCAGGGCGUACGACCGACAUGACGGUUCGGACAACCGAGCAAGCUCGAGCCAAGCGACGGCCGCGGCAUCAACAUGCGCCGGAGAAGCGAAGUGGAGCCCCGAAUAGCUCACGAACUCGACGUUGGACGCCUUGUACGCGCGCAUGUACGUAGGGACGUUGGGGAGGGAUACCGCUGGAUGCAAGUACGGACCUAAGCGGUGGUCAUGGCUUAGUUGACGGUCCUGUGCAUGGGUCGAAGCGCCAUGUAAGUUGGAAAGCGUCGAGUGAAGGCGGCGACACGUCCUUGCGACGCGAAUAACGUCCUGGGUCCUUACGAACGCCAUAAUGCGAUGGAUCAAAGCGGGUUGGAGCUCACUGAGACGGUCUGUCGCACUGCUCCAUGAGGGCAAGCUACUUCUUUUCGGCCGCAACAAGACAGCAAAGUCACGGCGUAUCUGAACUUCGUCCAAGUUGCGCCCGAUGAAGACAAUUUUACAACCUUCGACCCCUGCCACGUCGAGCCACUCGCGGUCGACAACAUCCCCGACAGCAUGGAACACGAGUUUCUUGGUCAUCCCCUCAACGGAUAGAAUGGCCUUGGACCGGUACAGCACGACCUUCUUGGCGAUCGACUCUUUGGACGGGACGACCAGACGCCGCAUCCAGUGCGCGAACAAAAACGGAUCCACAACGUGAUGCGGUUCCAAAAUUGCAAACGAUUUCGUCUGUGUGUGUCGAGACGAGUGGGCUUCGUCGACCAAGUGGGUGCAACCAUCUUGGCACGUGGCAUGGUCGUGGUCAUGGCUGUGAUCGUUGCCGUCCUCGUUGUCGAACGUGUCGGCGAUCUUGUUCAGAUCAAACCCGGAAAGCCGAUCAAAUAGCGCAGCAAAGUCCAUGUCGCCGCGAACGCAAGGCAAGAUCGCGGCAGUUGGAUUUAGAUCUCGAAUGUGCGCCGCGAUGGUUCGGUGAACGGACGGCUGCGGCACCAAAUCCACUUUUGACAAGAUGACGAGAUCCGCAAGGGAAAUUUGGGACUGCGCCUCAGCGCUGUCACUUCGCAAGAGGCUCAAGAUGUUGCAUGCAUCUACGAGAGUCACAACGCCUUUCAUGUGGAACGACGACGUGAUGCUUGGGGUUUGCGUGAUGGUGCGGACGAUGGGUAGUGGGUCGGCCAUACCCGUCGUUUCAAUCAGCACCAUGUCGAGCGGAUGGCCGGAAGCGACUUGUUCAGCGAUGGAAGCAAAAGCACCCAAAAUGUCACCUCGCACAGUACAGCACAUGCAGCCGUUCUCCAGCACAAUCACUUUGUCCGCCACGCUCAGGGCGUUCGACGUGAGGAGGUCGUUGUCAAUGGCGACUUCGCCAAACUCGUUCUCAAUCACGGCGAUUUUGAGUUGGCGCUGCUGCAGCAAGAGUUUGUUUAAGAGCGACGUUUUCCCUGCGCCAAGGAAUCCAGUCAGAAUCAUGACUGGGAUCGCUGUCGUCGCCAUGAUGUCG